CGGACAACGUCUACAUUCUCGGCAGCCGCGACCUCGACAAGGGCAAAGAAGCGGCCCGGAAGCUCGAGGAACUGGGGGUCAAGGCUCGCGUCGACGUCGUCCAGCUCGAUGUCACCAACGACGAGCAUAUCGAGGCUGCCGUCCGGCACGUGGAGAAGACCUAUGGCCGGCUCGACGGUACGCAGUUCCUCGGCCAAUCUCCUACCACAUGCAUACAGCCGCCCACUCCCUCUCUUCUCUCCGCGGGUAUGGCUUACACGUAAUUAUGCCACAGUCCUGGUGAACAACGCCGGCUUCCCCGGUGGCCGGGACCUGACCGAGGACGCGCCGGCGGCGAAAAUCCGGGCCGUGUUCGGGGAGCUGCUGAACGUGCACAUCACGUCGGUGGCGGUCAUGACGUACGCGUUCCUGCCGCUUCUGCGGCGGGCGCCGGCGCCGAGGGUCAUCAACGUGACGUCCGGGCUGGGCAGCAUGACGCGGGUGCUGACGCCGGGGCUGCGCAUGGGGCGCUUCCCGCCCUACGGCGCCUCCAAGGUCGGCAUGAACGGCCUGACGGCGCACAUGCAGGUCGUCGAGACCGAGCGGGCGGCGGCCGAGGCGGCCGAGGAGGGGAAGGAGUCGCGGGGCGCGCGCGUCCGCUUCUUCAUCUCCAACCCGGGCGUGCUGAAGACGGCCUUCACCCACUUCCACCCGAUGGGAAGGGCGCCGCAGCUGGGCGCCAAGUCCAUCGUGGAGUUGAUUGGCGACGACGAGGGCAAGUACGACGACCACAUGCAGUGGGAGUGGGAUUUGGAGGGAGACCAGAUGAGAAAGGUCCCGUGGUAGCGGAUACGGGAUGUAUGUAUACUCAGCUGCGCACUGGUGGUAC
Messenger RNA from Thermothielavioides terrestris NRRL 8126, 868 nucleotides. RefSeq lists its product as uncharacterized. The record is from RefSeq and is a predicted model, not a curated record. NCBI's taxonomy places the organism in Eukaryota, Fungi, Ascomycota, Sordariomycetes, Sordariales, Chaetomiaceae. Gene Ontology annotation, molecular function: oxidoreductase activity. Bases 163 to 825 code for a protein of 220 amino acids. The transcript has a single exon.